AUGUCUACAUCUGCACCGACAACUCCCCAGCUACCGCUCAAAUCAGAUUUUCCCUCGUCUCUCACUGUCGACAUUAUCCCGCCUCCAUCAGGCUCACCAGUCAACGUCCUACUCCUGCUCCACGGUCUUGGAGAUACCAAUAAACCCUUCGCCCAGCUCGGCAAGAAUUUAAACCUGCCAGAGACAGUAGCCAUCUCGAUCCAAGGACUGAAUCCCAUCCCGCCUAUUUUUACGGGUUCCGACACCCCUGCGUUCCACUGGGGCGACGACGUCCUGGUCGAUGAAGGGCGAGGAGAGAUCGAGCUAGAUGCCGGGUUUAACGCCAGCACCAAAGUCCUGCUCGACGUGGUGAUUCGAGAUGUCUUGAUGAGCAAAUGCGGGUAUCCUGCGCGGAACAUCCUAUUCUUCGGCUUUGGACAAGGCGGGAUGGCAGCCGUGGGAGUCGCGCUGGCUGCUGCUCCGGAAACUGAAUUUGGCGGUCUAGUUAGUAUUGGAGGACGUGUACCCUCUGCUGCAUCUGGAGAUGCAAAGAGCAGGACCCCCGUGCUUGUAUGUGGCGGAAGCAGAAGCACGCAGAUUACCAGAAGUGCGGUGGAUUCGUUGAAGGGGAGGUUUAUUAAUAUGGAGUACGUGAAGUGGGACAAGCCGGAUGAUUCUAUGCCCAGGGACCGUGGGGAGAUGUUGCCAAUUAUGAAGUUUCUGGCGCGGAGGUUAAGGAGUAGAGCUGGUGUACCAGAGGGUGCUGUGGAAGUUUGA
This is a messenger RNA of Venustampulla echinocandica, 756 nucleotides long. RefSeq lists its product as uncharacterized. The transcript has a single exon. The coding region runs from base 1 to 756 and encodes 251 amino acids. Gene Ontology annotation, cellular component: cytoplasm. Lineage: Eukaryota; Fungi; Ascomycota; Leotiomycetes; Helotiales; Pleuroascaceae. The record is from RefSeq and is a predicted model, not a curated record. Gene Ontology annotation, molecular function: palmitoyl-(protein) hydrolase activity; carboxylic ester hydrolase activity. Gene Ontology annotation, biological process: protein depalmitoylation.